Molecule: messenger RNA, 2053 nt
Organism: Liolophura sinensis
Lineage: Eukaryota; Metazoa; Mollusca; Polyplacophora; Chitonida; Chitonidae
Product: translation factor Guf1, mitochondrial-like
Biological process (GO): positive regulation of translation
Cellular component (GO): mitochondrion
Molecular function (GO): GTP binding; GTPase activity; mitochondrial ribosome binding
Source: RefSeq, a predicted model, not a curated record
ACGUGGGCUAGCAAGCCAUGACGAUGUGGAUAAGAAAUGCUAUUUGCCCAUUUUGCAAAAGGCUAAUAGAUCAGACCAAAAGUCGGCACAUAAACAGGUUUCGUGCAAACGUUCACAGAGAGGUUUUUCAGAGGAGAAGAUACUCGACUAAAAAGAUCGAGUACGAUUUGUCUGAUUUCUCUGUUGACCGGGUGAGAAACUUCAGUAUAAUAGCCCAUGUAGAUCACGGCAAAAGUACUCUGGCAGACAGGAUUCUAGAGCUGACAGGUGUGAUCCCAUCAGAUGUGGGUAAUGCACAGGUGUUAGAUCGUUUACAGGUAGAGAGGGAGAGGGGCAUCACAGUCAAAGCUCAGACUGCUUCACUGUUCUAUGAGCAUCAAGGGACAACAUACCUCCUUAAUUUAAUUGACACCCCUGGCCAUGUAGAUUUUAACUAUGAGGUAUCGCGGUCGCUCUCUGCAUGUCAAGGUGUUAUUUUGUUGGUGGAUGCCAAUCAGGGUGUACAGGCACAGACUGUAGCCAACUUCUUCUUAGCAUUUGAACAGGAACUGGAGAUAAUUCCUGUUAACAAGAUAGACCUUAAACAUGCCAAGCCAGAAGUGGUGAUCAGUCAGCUGGGGAACCUGUUUGAUAUACAGCCAGAACAGGUUUUGAAGGUGUCUGCUAAACAUGGAACUGGUGUAAAGGAAGUCCUGGAUGCUGUUGUUGAAAGGCUCCCAGCGCCCCAGGGGGACAGAAAUAAACCACUGAAGAGCCUAGUCUUUGAUUCCUGGUAUGACCAGUUCAGAGGUGCAGUGGCUGACAUUGCUGUACUAGAUGGAGUGUUGCGAAAAGGUGAGAAGAUAACAUCAGCGUACACUCAGAAGAGUUAUGGGAUCCAGGAAGUCGGGAUUAAAUACCCCACUGAGACCCCCACUGAUGCCCUGUAUGCGGGCCAGGUGGGAUACAUCAUAGCGGGCAUGAAAAAAACCAAUGAGGCUCAGAUAGGGGAUACAAUUCAUCAUCAGGGUUGUCCAGUGGAGGCUCUGCCAGGGUUCAAACCUGCCAAGCCUAUGGUGUUUGCUGGCAUUUUUCCAUCUGACCAGUCAGAGUACAAUAAUUUGCGCUCAGCCCUGGACCGCUUGACUCUAAAUGACUCCAGUGUUAGUGUGCAUCCAGACAGCAGUGCGGCCCUUGGACAAGGCUGGAGGUUGGGAUUCCUGGGUCUACUACACAUGGAUGUUUUCACACAGAGGCUGGAACAAGAGCACAAUGCAUCGCUCAUAGUUACCUCCCCUAAUGUGCCUUAUAAAGUCAAAAUGAAUGGUCCCAAAAACAUAAAGAAAUAUGGUGGGGAAGAAGUCACAGUAUUAAAUCCUUGCCAUUUGCCGCCGGUGUCGACAGUGUCUGAGUAUAUGGAGCCUAUGGUACUGGGGACCAUUAUCACACCUGAUGAUUACCUGAGCCAAGUGAUUAAUUUGAGUCUGGAAUGUAGGGGAGAGCAGAAGGACCAAACAUACAUUGACAACAGCAGAAUUAUGUUCAAGUUCAUCCUGCCAUUGAAUGAAAUCCUUGUGAACUUCUUUGAUGACCUGAAGUCAGUAACAUCUGGCUAUGCAAGCUUUGAUUAUGAAAAUUAUGGAUACAGAGUUUCAGAUCUUGUUAAGAUUACAGUCCUGAUCAAUGGCAAUGAAGUGGAUGAGUUGACAACAAUAGCACAUGUCAGCAGAGCAAGAACUCUGGGUAAACAGAUCUGUGCCCGACUGAAGGAGACCAUUCCCCGCCAGAUGUUCAACAUAGCACUACAGGCGUCUGUCGGUGCUAAGAUAAUUGCUAGGGAGGAUAUUCGGGCGCUGAAGAAAGAUGUCUUAGCAAAAUGUUAUGGUGGAGAUAUCACAAGGAAAAUGAAAUUGUUGCGACGGCAGGCCGAAGGAAAGAAAACGAAUGCGAUCUGUCGGAAACGUUCAAAUCCUAAGGAUGCAUUCAUCAAAGUUUUACGAAAAUGAGAGUACAGUUUUAAUUUAUAGUCUAUUCCUCUGGUUUGAAUUUGUAAAUAAAAUGUAUAAAAUUGUCA